CCAUUUACUUACCGAAUGCUACGAGCUUUUGGCCUUCAUCCGAAGGUGCUUCUGGAGUAGGUGUUUCAACAUCCGAGAUCUGUACCUUUAAGUCAGUGACAUUCCUGUAAUGAUGUCAGCUGAGCAUCGGGUAUUUUAAUUUAUAACCUGACUAUGGCUAUACAUAUUUACCCCUCGUUUGCAGUGUGGUGAAUCUUGGAUAACAGUACCCUCCCAGCAUUGCACACUAUGCAGGAUAAUUAUGGAUUUGUUCGUGCUUUCCAGAUCGGAUAACUACAGAAUUGGGAGGAAGAAUUGAAGGAAGAAAUGAACUAAUCUUUCAAGUCACGUUUCUUGUCCCAUAAACAUCUUUUUUGGGGGGAAAAUGCAAAGUGGAUUAAAUGGUUGACUCACAUCAGCAAGCUUAACUCGUAUUUUGUAGUGCGUUGGCUCACUCAUUUUCAACAAAGGCGCACGAUUUCACCAUGUAUGCGCCCACGGCAGACGCCGUGUCUGGGUACACCAGCGGCACCAUGGUGGACAAGGAUGCGAGUCAGGAGACGACACUAGGCAGUGCCUACUCGCCGGUGGACUACAUGAGCAUCACUAGCUUUCCUCGGCUUCCAGAGGACGACGUACUCUCGUCGGAAAAUACCCUUAAAACUCGUAAAGAAGACGACAACGUCCUUAGUGAGCAGGACACAGAUCCAGACAUCUUCCUGAGGUCCGCUCGUUUGCAGCGACUCCCCUCCUCGGCAUCUGACCUGGCCAGCCAGGACCUGUCACCUCUGAGGGAGACGCACCGCGACCCAAUGGCCGAGGACUGUGCUUGCCAGCGGGACGGCCUUACCGUCAUCAUCACUGCUUGCUUGACCUUUGCCACAGGGGUCACAGUCGCUCUCAUCAUGCAGAUCUACGUUGGGGAUCCUCAGAUAUUUCAUCAGGGAGCGGUGGUGACGGAUGUGGCCCACUGCACCUCUCUGGGCUUCGACGUGCUCAGCAAGCAGGGCUCCAGUGUGGACGCUGCCAUUGCUGCUGCGCUCUGCCUGGGCAUCGUCCACCCUCACACCUCUGGCCUUGGCGGUGGAGGGGUGAUUUUAGUCCAUGACAUACGUAAAAAUGAGAGUCGUGUCAUUGACUUCCGUGAAACAGCACCCUCUGCCAUUCAGGAGGAUAUGUUGCAGUUAAACCUGGAGGAUAAGCCUGGUGUUCUGGUAGGAGUGCCUGGGAUGUUGAAGGGGAUGUAUGAGGCUCACCAGUUCUAUGGAAGAUUGCCAUGGGAAAAUGUCAUAACCAUGGCAGCGGAUGUGGCCAGAAAUGGAUUUAAUGUCACACAUGACUUUGCUGAGGCAUUGGCCAAAGUGAAGGACCAGAACGUCUCCAAGGCUUUCCAGGAUCUCUUUCUACCAGAUGGACAAGUCCCACUGUCUGGUCUCUUUACAAAACGUCUUGAUUUGGCAGCCAUCUUGGACAAGAUUGCAGUCAAUGGCAUAUCAGAGUUUUACAAUGGCAACUUGACGCAGGAAAUAGUAGCUGAAGUACAAAUUAGAGGGGGAGUCAUCACAGAAGAGGACUUCAGCAACUACAGCACAGUAUUACAGCAGCCCGUGGAGAUGAUUUACCAAGGACACCAGGUGAUGGCUGCACCAGCCCCCAAUACAGGUGCAGCUCUCAUCACAGCCUUGAACAUUCUGGAGGGUUUCAACAUCACCAGUCAAACACACAGGAACAGCACCUACCACUGGAUUGCAGAGACUCUGAAAAUCGCCUUGUCCCUGGCCAGUGGGUUAGGAGAUCCCAACUUCGAUUCAUCUGUCUCUGAAGUAGUGACCGAGAUGCUAAGCAAGGAAAAGGCGGCAGUGUUCCGCAGCAUGAUCAGCGACUCUCAGGCAUCACCUCCUGGACAUUACACCCCUGCCUAUGCCCUGGAGGAGGGCGCAGUGGCCAGCCAGGUCAUGAUCAUGGGGCCUGAUGACUUCAUCGUGUCUGUUAUGAGCUCUCUGAAUCGGCCGUUUGGCAGUAGAAUUGUGAGCCCAUCAGGGAUUCUCCUCAACAGCCAGAUACUAGACUUUUCAUGGCCAAACAAAACCAGCAGUUCUUCCCCACCCAACCCGCAUAAUUCCAUCCAGCCUGGUAAGAGGCCUCUGUCCUUCUUGAUGCCCACUGCAGUGCGGCCCUCUGGGGGUCUCUGUGGCACCUAUGUGGCCCUCGGGUCGUCCAAUGGGGACCGGGCCUUGAGUGGCAUAACAGAGGUUUUGAUGAAUGUCUUGUCUUCACGUAAGAACCUGAGUGACAGCUUGAGUAAUGGCCGACUCCACCCCCUUCUUCAGCCGAACACCCUCCUAGUGGAUGCGGAGUUCCAGGAAGAAGAUGUGGAAGCUCUGGUUUUAAAGGGACAUGAUGUCCAAAGAGUUGACAUCCUCUCCCUGGUGGAGGGGACCAGAAGAACCAACGACCAGAUUAUUGGCGUGAAGGACCCUCGGAGUGCUGAUGCUUCUGCUUUAACAAUGUCCAUGUCCGUGCCUUAGCAUACGUGUGGCUAUAGCUACACUGCCCUUCUCUGAUUAUGGCUGGACAAUCCACUGAAGGUUUUAAUGCUUGAUGAUGCGGGAGGUUGUCGGGGGUGCUAAGUCAACCCUUUGGAUAUUUUCCCAAUUAUGAUGAAUGUUCUUCCUCUAUGGCCCAGAGAGUAUGGUGGCAGGCAUGCAUGCAUAAUGAGCAGGGGAUAUGGAUGUUGGGCAUAAUCACCACUGUAAAUGCAUUUAGUACACACAUUGUAUCAGUGAUGAGCUUGAAAAUAAGAGCAAAAAGAAGACCAGACAAACUUAUAAACAUACAGAACACACACACACACACGCACACACACACACACACACACACACACACACACACACACACACACACACACACUCUCUCACACACACACACACACACACACACACUCUCUCACACACACACACACACACACACACACACAGAGAGAGAGAGAGAGAGAGCAAACAGCAAGCCAACACAUAAAUAUGUCUCAGUUGUACACUUAAAUUAACAUGCACAUUUAUUAACAUUCACAUUGACUAACACUGAUAGUGUACUAAAUACUUACAUGCAGCUUAGCUGCAUCAAUAAAUGACACAUAGGCUGCAUACAAACUCAGCCCGGCAUGCCUGAAUACAGUUCAGUUGCUUGAUCAUACCAGCACCAUGAUCAUAAAUCUGCAGAUGAUCUUGCUUGAAAUUGUGUACAGAAAAUGUUUUCCUGUUGUUGCGGCAGUGGAUUUUAUCCAUUCCUUCCUGACUCAAUAUGCGCAUGAGAUCUGCUCAUUAUGACAUUAAAAACUUAAAAAUGAAAACUCCACUAGACUUUGUGGAAGAUGUUUUUUCUGAAACUACACCAUAUUUAAAAACGACUCUGCUGUAUAUGGAUUCAAAAUUAAAUGUCACAGUGUACAUCUGCUGAAUUGCUGUUACCGGUAGUAUGGUUGCCCUGAUACUUUGUGGCAAAAGGAUCCUUCAGAGUAGCAAAAUUAUUGUAAAUUAUGGUUUUAUAAAAGGAAUACUGACUAGAAAACAAAAUAAUUAACAAUUUAAGGGAUCAGUGAGCAUGAAGGAAAGUAUGUUUUGCAUAUUGUUGUCUAUAGGUAUAGCACAUUUGAUACAAAUGCAGAAAACUUGUAUGAUGUCCUUAUUUUUGUAUUCAACUUAGUUUGCACUGUAUACUUUGUGAUUUCUGCAUAUUCUUAGGCUAUUUAAUGACGCACCUGAAUUUCUGUACUGAUGGACAAGUUUGUUUUCUCUCUUUUAGUGGUAGUCUUCAUUUGUUCAGAUUUGUUAUUCAUUAUAUUUAUCAUUGUAAAUCAAUGUAGUAGGCCUCAGUAUACUUCUCAAUUCUGAGUGCAAUUAAAUAAAGUGAAUUUGUGCAAAUAGGCCUACA
This is a messenger RNA of Sardina pilchardus (European sardine), 3909 nucleotides long. RefSeq names its product glutathione hydrolase 7. The coding region runs from base 465 to 2507 and encodes 680 amino acids. Gene Ontology annotation, cellular component: plasma membrane. Gene Ontology annotation, molecular function: glutathione gamma-glutamate hydrolase. The record is from RefSeq and is a predicted model, not a curated record. Gene Ontology annotation, biological process: glutathione catabolic process. The transcript is spliced from 16 exons. NCBI's taxonomy places the organism in Eukaryota, Metazoa, Chordata, Actinopteri, Clupeiformes, Clupeidae.